AUUAGGUAUUAAAAAAUUUUGUUUGAUCCGUAAUUAUUUUGUAGGAAGCAAAUAUAAGAGUGAAUUUUGGAAGUAAGACAUUGAAAAUUAGAUAUAUAAUUCAUUGAGGUUAGUAAAAGAAGUUUUAAAUCAAUCCCCAGAUCAUUUUAUAAUUUUAUAGAGGAUCAAUCUCUGUAUGAUUUGACAAGCAAGAGAAAAUUUUGAGCAUAGAAUAGAUGAAUAGAGGUAACAAUUACAUAUCGAAAUGAAAAAGCAAUGAGAUUGAUUUUUAGUUAAUAGUACAAAUUGAAGUUUCUGUAAAGUUUAAUCCAAAAUAAGUAAUCACAGAAAGUUUCCAUGGUCUCUUUUAAUUAAACAUAUUUAUCAGCCAAAUCAAUUUGCAUAUAAAAACUAUUAGCAAACUAAUUUAUACGAAGGAAGGAUAAAUAUUUGAAAGGAAGCAUGUUUUUAUAUUUGUAAAGGUAUAUAAAAAAAUAGGAUUUUGAUUAAAUUAUAAUAAGUAUUUAUUGUUGUUCUUAUAAUUGAGUAUUGAGUACAGUUGAGAAAUAUAAGGAAUCGAUCAGAAUUAGAAUUUUUGGAAAGUCUUUCGUCCUGAUUAAAUUAAAAGAUCAUGUAGAUUUAAAGCAUUUUAUAUUAAAGUUGUAUAGUGUAAAUUUGAAUUAAAUAAAUUUUAUAUAUUCUAUAGGAAAGGGAAGUGUGUAUUUGUUACAAUUUAAAGUCAUAUAAUUGUAUGUUUUCAAGUGUGAUUGAUGAGUUAUUUGAUAUUAAUUUCCUCAACAGAUUCCUUUGAAAGUUGAGACUCUAAUUUUUCUAGAAAGUUAAUUGCUUAAGUAUAUGAGAUUAGGGUUUAUAGUAGUAUUUAAAGGGAUAAAUAAUCAGAUUGAAGGAUAUUU
Molecule: messenger RNA, 893 nt
Organism: Paramecium sonneborni
Lineage: Eukaryota; Ciliophora; Oligohymenophorea; Peniculida; Parameciidae
Source: the annotation of a GenBank genome assembly